GGGCGAACAAGUCAUCAGUUGCACCGAGUCUGUAUCAGCAACCCAUCGAAUCAAGCAGAAAGCAAGAUGCGUCUAACACUUCUGGCCCUCAUCGGUGUCCUGUGCCUGGCCUGUGCCUACGCCUUGGAUGACUCCGAGAACAACGAUCAGGUGGUCGGACUCCUGGACGUUGCCGAUCAGGGAGCGAACCAUGCCAACGAUGGAGCCCGAGAGGCGCGCCAGUGGGGCUACGGCGGCCGAGGAGGCGGAGGAUGGGGUGGCCGUGGAGGAUGGGGCGGUGGAGGAUGGGGCGGUCGUGGUGGCGGAUGGGGCGGCCGUGGUGGCGGAUGGGGAGGCCGUGGUGGAGGAUGGGGCGGUCGAGGAGGUGGUUGGUAUGGCCGAUAGAACCGCUGACAUCGCUGACCACGCCUCCGACCCAUCCCUCCACUUGCCAAGUCUAAAGGACCUCCUUUACUGAUGUCAUGGCGUGAAUAAAGAUCUUUGGAGCAUUUAAA
Molecule: messenger RNA, 494 nt
Organism: Drosophila yakuba
Lineage: Eukaryota; Metazoa; Arthropoda; Insecta; Diptera; Drosophilidae
Product: neuropeptide-like protein 32
Exons: 1
Coding region: 67-384 (105 amino acids)
Source: RefSeq, a predicted model, not a curated record